This is a messenger RNA of Morone saxatilis (striped sea-bass), 1482 nucleotides long. RefSeq names its product cornifelin (gene cnfn). The record is from RefSeq and is a predicted model, not a curated record. Gene Ontology annotation, cellular component: cornified envelope. NCBI's taxonomy places the organism in Eukaryota, Metazoa, Chordata, Actinopteri, Moronidae. The coding region runs from base 615 to 1028 and encodes 137 amino acids. The transcript is spliced from 3 exons.
AAGAUGUUUGCGCCUGCCCAAAUGGCCUUUGUUUGCCAUGUCAUAUCAGCAUAGAAACUGGGCUUCAGUGUACGACUGAUGUCACACUGGGUAUAAGAGCUGUGGCCUUAGCCUUGCCCUCCUGUUUGUGGAUUUACCCCGUGACCAUCUACAACCUCAGAUCACUUUUCCGGGAGCCAUACACGAACUUCAGGAGGUGAGAUCUGAGAAGUUCUCUCCAAACUAAGGUUGGCCAGAACUGCUACAUGGACAAGUCAUCCGGCUUCUAUCACUAUUAAUUACAACAACGGAUUGUAGUAAUUUAAUCUUGCUUCUCUGGUUUCUGGGGCGCUAUUAUUGAAAUAAUUGUCUUUGGUUUGCUUCGAUGGCACAGGACAGGACACGGAGCAGGAUAUUUGCUUGGGGGAUACAGUGCCUCAAUAGAGCUAGAAAAUGUUACCAUAUAUGAAGCGAAGGAGCACAGUCUAGACAUGCUCUAUUUGUGUGUCAUCAGAUAACUCCUGUUAUAAACUGGCGCUAUACAAAUACAAUUAAAUUGAAUUGCAUUCCUUUUUAAUAAUACUGUUUUGCAACAACUACCUUAUUAUUAUGUCAAAUCAAGAAAAUGAACCAGUAUGAUCUGUUUUUACAUUUCUGCUCUUCCUCAUAUUCCUUGUCUUCUACUUGCAGCAAUGGCGUUCCAGUCAAAUGUAAUCAACUCGCAGCCUCAGGUCUCCGUCACACAGUACACUGUCUCCACCGGAUUGUCAGAUUGGAGUUCAAAUGUGUGCGACUGCUGUGAAGACUGCGGCAUCUGUCUUUGUGCAACGUUCAUCCCUUGUAUCCUGGCCUGUAAAGUGGCUCAGGACAAUGAUGACAGCUGCUGUGUUCCCUUCCUUCCUGGUGCCAUGAUUGCUCUGAGGACAAGCAUCCGCAGCAAAUACCACAUUACCGGCUCGGUGUGUGACGACUGGGUAGUCAUGGCCUGCCUGCCUCUGUGUGGACUGUGUCAGAUGGCGCGGGAGCAGAAGAUGAGGGGACGAGUCUAAUUUUCAAAUUUCAAAGAAAGAGAAUAUGUGGAAGUUCACAUUCCUUCGUCUGGACGCAAUUUCUGUAUUUCAGAUUAAAAUUUGAUAUUUGUUGGCAUGACAAUAAUUAGGUACUGUGUUUUUAUAAUGUGAGAAGAUGGGUGAUAAUCAGACUGAAUUGCAAUUUUUGUUUAACUUGUUUAAUUAUUCUAUACUAUUUUAACAUAAUAUAUAUUCCAUCAUACAACUAUAGACAUCAAAUUAAAAAUUAGAGAUGCAGGAAGCAAUUCAGACUUGGAACUGGAUCAUUCAUAUGGAAGAAGUUAUAACAAAAAAAAUAAUUCAGUAUCUCAACAGGUCUAAACUUUUACAUUGAACUGUCUCUAAGUUAAAUAUUCCCUCACUGAGAUGAAAUUGUCGGCGUGAAGAAGGAAAUUCUGAGAUUUACAGCAACAAUGCCUUUUCCUUUACAGUA